AUGAGCAAGCCAAAGGUUGGAAUCAAUGGAUUUGGCCGUAUCGGCCGUCUGGUGCUUCGAGCUGCUGUCGAGAAAGACACCGUCGAAGUGGUAUCUGUAUACCUUUUCAAAUACGAUUCCACCCAUGGCCGAUUCAAGGGAGACGUCAAACACGAAAAUGGCUGCCUUGUGGUGAGCAGUGCAGGCAAGAGCACACACACGAUCAAGGUUCACAACAGGUUCGUAAUGGUAUAUCAUCUUAAACCAAUGGGUUAUGGUCAGCUGCUGUAA
This is a messenger RNA of Cylicostephanus goldi, 270 nucleotides long. The record is from the annotation of a GenBank genome assembly. Lineage: Eukaryota; Metazoa; Nematoda; Chromadorea; Rhabditida; Strongylidae.